UCAACAUGGGGAAGACAAUGAGACAUUUGAAUCUGAUAUGUUUUCUUUGUUUAUUGGACGUUUUGCAUGGAUAUAAUUGUCCAUCUUCUAUGUUACUGAAGAAAAACUGCACAGUAAAAAUACUACACUGUUUGCCUGUUUAUCCUAAUUGGACCAAGUAUGUGUUGGUGUGUAGUGUAGCAAAGUCAUUUGUAUCCGGAACAUGCCCAGUUUAUUUCAAAGUGGAAAGGUUAAUAACAUCAGUUCCAUGUCCUCCUAUUUACUACACCGAUGAAAUUUACAGAUCAAAUCAAAAGGCGGUUCCAAAGUUAAAACAAAACUGUACUGAAGAAGGACAGCAAACACUCUUUACCAAUUCUACAGUAAAUAAUCAAUGCUACUGUGUAGAAGAUUAUUCUUUUCAAAGCAAUGAUACAUACUGUGAUCCAACUUUUAGAAAUUGUACUUGUCACAGGAACACAACAGGAGGCAUACACAUUGAUGCCAGUUCUAAUUUAUGGAAUAUUCUAGGUCCAGUGGUUGCAGUUACUAGCGGGAUAGUAUUAUUAUUAAGUAUUGCAGGUUUGCGCCGGAAAUGCAGAAAGCAAAAGGUGAAAAUAUCAGAUCCUACAGGAGACGAAGAGCUUAUUAUUCCUGAUGAAAAUAAUGAAAGUCGUGUCAUAGAUGUUACAGCGUAUGAUAUAAUAGCCAAUACGGAACAAAGCUAUUCAAGUAUUCAAGCAACACAAGAUGAACAUCACACUGUUGACUGUUUUGAUACACAAACAGUUGAACGUCUUCCCUUAUGCUCACCAAAUUACUCCACGGACAUCAAAGAUAACGCAAACUCAACUGAAAUGGAUUUGCUUGGUUUUACCCUGAAACCUUCUGGAACGAUUAUAUUAAAUAAAAUAGCGGACAGUGAUGAUUUGUGAUAUUUUAUGGACUCAAUGACACAAAAACAAAUUUGAAGGAUCUAGGUUUACGACAAACAGUCGUGACAAAUAUGGAAUAUGCGUAUCAAAUGCGAAAUUUCAAAACCAGAAAGCGUUCGUUUCCUUAUUUAAGUAUCUAUAUGAGACCAAGAGGCUUAGGACUUGAGAGGCACCACCAUUUCGUAAACUUUACAAACCCUAUUGCGUGUGUUUUAAAGGAGAUAUAACAAGUGUUUCAAUGUUUGUUUCAAAACUAAUUUACAUUAACAGUCCCCGCAAAGUAUAUCGAUAGUGUUCCGUCAUUAGUGCAAAUCAAUCAUAUUGACAGUGCAAUUUAUUUUUGAUUAUUGACAAACAAAAUGCAUGACUGGUGACAAUGAUGAAUAUAUACUGAUUAUUUGUGAUGUUGAAGAAUGCAGCAAUAGAAUAAAGAAAAGCUGUGGGAGUUUUAGUUUUCGAAAUGAUCCGCGGACCAUGAAUGCUCAGAGUUGGGACUUAUUACCAACCUCAAAGUACAGAAUAUGUUCCUCCCAUAUAUUUAGCAAGAAUGUUGAGAUAUGAAGCACGCCUUACAAUGAGGCCAUCGUAUGUCACAGAUGUGCGGUACAAACUAUUCCGCAAUUAUUGGUCUGACUAAAGGUUAAAAUUAAGCUAGUGAUGGCACGCCACAUGAGAAGAUAAAACAUAGUUAUUACGCAAUGUUACCUCAUACACUUCGAAUUUGUGUAAAUCCGUGGUCACCAUCCGAGUAUGCAAGUGUGUUAGAAGUAUAGCUCUGAUACACAAUUUUUUAUAUUUAUUUCAUACCGUGUUCGCUUACGAAAAAGCAGAUUCAUAUUUUGAUACCUCAUCAUUUGCUUUUUAUUUCUGAUAUUUGUAUUACACAAUGAUAAUCAAUCUUUCUUGAGACAGACAAAAUACUAUUCCCA
Molecule: messenger RNA, 1843 nt
Organism: Mytilus trossulus (common blue mussel)
Lineage: Eukaryota; Metazoa; Mollusca; Bivalvia; Mytilida; Mytilidae
Exons: 9
Coding region: 6-914 (302 amino acids)
Source: RefSeq, a predicted model, not a curated record